AUGGACAGCGGGUGUCCUGCUGGCGUGCGCGUAUGUAAACACAAUUGCGCACACGCACAAGUUGAUGUAGGCACGCGAGCACGAGAGCGUUCGGGCGUACGCGAUGUGCGUUCUGUGUGGGACACACCAGGCGUGAGACACAAAGACGACAAAGAAACGACCGGGUCGACAAGACUGCACACGGACGAAACGCAAUGCGAGCGUUAG
Molecule: messenger RNA, 207 nt
Organism: Opisthorchis viverrini
Lineage: Eukaryota; Metazoa; Platyhelminthes; Trematoda; Opisthorchiida; Opisthorchiidae
Exons: 1
Coding region: 1-207 (68 amino acids)
Source: RefSeq, a predicted model, not a curated record